UUGGGAGGGAGCGUGAACCAAACAGAGAGUUGCCAGACGAGUUUGUGCUGAGGCACAGCGAGUAACUCUCUCAAAACGUAUAAAUUCUCCAAUCGUGAUUAUUUUUCAAAUUUCUUUUAAAUUCAAACAAGAAUUCAAAAAAAAAAAAAAAAAAAAAAAGUGACAAUAAUUAUCCAUAAGUGUGCGAGAUUUAGUGAUUUUUUCGUAAAACAAAAAAAAAAAAAAAAGAUCGAAAGAAUAAAGUUAGUGCACCUGCCACAGUGAUCUUGUGGCGCCACUCACAUGUUGCAUGCGUGCCGACAAUCCAUCAUGGUCGCGGACGGGGGGCAACUCUGAUUGGUUCUCCGCGGUCACGUGGUAUGCUAAUUGGGCACUGGUGGGCGGGAACCGGUUGGCUUGCAAAAGUGUAUAUAUGAGAAAGGUUACUAAAAAAACAGAAAAAGAAUUCUAGGUAAAAAGUUACCCCACUAAAAAAAAAGGGGUUGUAAAAGAAGAACGAUGGACCCUAGUGCAGUGCAGUGCGUUCUGUGAAUUAUGUGAAAGUGCGCGUUUAAUAUUUCAAAAAUUUACUUCUGUAUAUCAAUUAAGUGAAAAAAAAAAAUGAGUUCGUUUCUAAUGAAUCCAGCUGGUGGAUACCAUCAGCAGCAUCAACAGCCAUCCCAUCAUUUGGGACCAGAUCCAAAAUUCCCACCCAGCGAAGAAUACAGUCAAAAUAAUUACAUUCCAUCGGCUGGUGCUGAUUUUUUUAGCGGUGGUCAUCAUUUAAAUCAUCCACAAUCACAUCAGCUGCAAUAUGGCUAUCAUCAGCAUCAUCAUCAGGCAGCGUCAACGCCCUAUGGUGCUUCAUCAGCUGUUCAAUUAAAUGGUGGCUACGCUGGCUAUGGUGGUUACUAUCCCCAUCAUCCACAUCACCAGGUGCACGCCGUUCAUCAUCCAAGUUUGCAUCCUCAUCAUCAUGCCGUCGGUGCUCUUGCAAUGCCACCCGAGGCACAACAACCACCACUCACGUGUCCACCAACAAUGCAUAAUCCACAGCAACAACCACCAGUAUCAACUGUUUUGGGAAGUACGCCUUUAUCUCCGUCCAUUAUGACAAAUCAUGUUAGACAAUCUGAAAGUAUUCAACUUCCAUCACAGCACGAUGGUAAUGUUUGUAGUCCGGCGGGCUCUGGUUCAUUGCAUAGGGAUAAUUCACCGGAUUUACCACAGCAGCAUAUGCAAGGAAAUCAGCAACAUCAUACGGAUGAGGGUUCCGAUCAGGAAGACGGCGAUGAUGAUCAAAUCAUGGACGGAUCGCCUGGAAUGAUGGAGGAUGAUGAUGAGGAAGACGAUGGAAAUCGUGUUGUCUAUGCAUGGAUGAAAAAGAUUCAUGUCGCUGGUGUUGCCAAUGGAUCUUAUCAACCAGGAAUGGAGCCAAAACGUCAAAGAACAGCUUACACAAGGCAUCAAAUACUCGAAUUAGAAAAAGAAUUUCACUUUAAUCGUUAUUUAACAAGGCGGCGACGAAUUGAAAUUGCACAUACACUUGUAUUAUCCGAGAGGCAAAUAAAAAUUUGGUUUCAAAAUCGACGAAUGAAAUGGAAAAAGGACAAUAAAUUACCAAAUACAAAGAAUGUACGAAGAAAAAAUACAAAUGGUCAAUCGCAACCGGCAAAAAAUAAAACAACAAAUCCAAGAGGUAAAGCGGCAAGUGGAAAUAAUAAUAGUUCACGUAAAAAUAAUAAUAAUUCACCAUCAAGUGGAAUGGAGAAUAGUUUAGAUGGUAGUAUUGGUCUUGAUAUGAGCGAUGUACAUGGCGUUAAUUCUGGACUUACACAUCCACAUGGUCCACAUAGUGGUUUUCAAGGUCAUCCAUUGGCCCACCUACAAGCACAGCUGAGUCAUCAUCAUAUAGGUGGAAUGAUGGACGGUUCUGGUGGUCCAAUGGUACAUAUGAAUUCUGGAAGUAUAAGUCCAUUGGCACCGGCAACAAGUCCUCCUGGAUUAUCAACGCCAGUUCCACCGCCAAUUAUAAAAUCUGAUUAUGGACUCACAGCACUGUAACAUCGACCCCAACAAUAUGGAAUCGGUGAAAUUAUCGACAAUUUACAACAGGUCGUUAUUUACUGAUGUUUUUUAUUGAAAAAAAAAAAUGUUGAGUUGUCAGUUGUUAAAUUUUGAGUUCUUGAGUAUAUAUAUAUAUAUAUGGGAUACCGCGAUAGCACCGAGUGGUACAAUUUUUUCUGAAAAACAAAAAUAGGAAAAAAGGUAAAGAGAACUAUAUAUUAUAUUGCCUUUUUUGUGUAAAUAUGUGACUAUUUAUAUUCAACAAUUUUUCUUAGAGGAAUAGUGCGCGUGAUAUAUAGUGAUUUUUAUGAUUAUGUUUAGUUUUUCAAAUAAUUCUGGUAUUUUUUUGUUGGUUUAAAAAACAGGAUUGGUGGAUACGAUAAUUUUCCAUUAUUGCAAAAAAUUGUCUCUAUUUGAAAUAAAUAAUUUCUCAAAAACCUCUGCAAUCAUAGAAAAAAUUUUUUUUACCUAAAACAGCGAAAGAUUUUACUAGAUUAGCUAAACAUUUAACUGAAACAAGUAAAACUUUUGAUACUAUAUAUAGUGAAAUGUUUCACUGUUCCAGGUAAAUUUUAUAUAUUUCAUUUGGAAAAUAAUAUUUGUUUUGAAAAAAUUGUUUCUGUUAAUAUGUAUUUUAAUAUAUGACGCGCUCUGAAGAAAGGGACCAUAGAAAUUUUUAUUGAAUAUUUUGAAUGUAAUGUAGAGUUAAAUAUAUCAAUAAUUUUUGGUUGAUAUAUUUUCACUUCAAAAUUUUAUAACCUUAUUAUUUUUUGCUUCUAAGUUCCCUUUAUUCAGGGCGCAUCACAUUAUAAUUUAUGUAUACAUUAAUUCUAUAUUUAUAAUUUAUUUAUAGCAUGAUUUCAUUUUAAUAAUCAAUUUUUUUUAAUAUUUUAAGAAGAAAAUGCGAAACCAAUCCUAGUAUUUCAAAAAAAAAGUUCACAAACUAAAAAUUCACAUAUAGCCACCAUUACUUGUUCAUUAAUAUUAAUUGAAGAUUCCUGAAUGUUUUGCUCAAAGUAAAAUAUGAUAUAUUUUUAGUUAAUGGGUCCUUCUUUUUGAAAAUUAUUUCAUAAUUCUUAUUAAUUUUGAUUUUUUUUCAAGCUGUCUUAUUAAAAACAAUUUUUAAGACAUUUUUUAAACAGGUUUAAAAAAAAAAAAA
This is a messenger RNA of Leptopilina boulardi, 3205 nucleotides long. It is a transcript of the gene Dfd, whose product is annotated as homeobox protein Hox-A4. NCBI's taxonomy places the organism in Eukaryota, Metazoa, Arthropoda, Insecta, Hymenoptera, Figitidae. The record is from RefSeq and is a predicted model, not a curated record. Gene Ontology annotation, cellular component: nucleus. Gene Ontology annotation, molecular function: RNA polymerase II cis-regulatory region sequence-specific DNA binding; DNA-binding transcription factor activity, RNA polymerase II-specific. Gene Ontology annotation, biological process: regulation of transcription by RNA polymerase II; anterior/posterior pattern specification. The coding region runs from base 601 to 2043 and encodes 480 amino acids. The transcript is spliced from 2 exons.